Vicia villosa (hairy vetch) is the source of this 944-nucleotide messenger RNA. RefSeq names its product GTP-binding nuclear protein Ran/TC4. NCBI's taxonomy places the organism in Eukaryota, Viridiplantae, Streptophyta, Magnoliopsida, Fabales, Fabaceae. Gene Ontology annotation, cellular component: nucleus; cytoplasm. Gene Ontology annotation, molecular function: GTP binding; GTPase activity. Gene Ontology annotation, biological process: ribosomal subunit export from nucleus; protein import into nucleus. The record is from RefSeq and is a predicted model, not a curated record. The coding region runs from base 129 to 794 and encodes 221 amino acids. The transcript is spliced from 8 exons.
CAAAACUUAAUUGAAACCUUUUUUCGUAUAUAAAAACCCUCCCAUUCCUUUCUUCAUUCAUUCCUCACACUGAACACAACGCAACCUAACUAGCUUCUCUUCCAUAAUCGAUUCCAUUCAAUUCAACAAUGGCGUUGCCUAAUCAGCAAACAGUUGAUUAUCCUAGCUUCAAGCUUGUGAUCGUCGGUGACGGUGGCACAGGAAAAACAACUUUCGUGAAGAGGCAUCUUACUGGAGAAUUUGAGAAGAAAUAUGAACCAACUAUUGGUGUGGAAGUGCAUCCGUUGGAUUUCUUCACAAACUGUGGAAAGAUUCGUUUCUACUGCUGGGAUACAGCUGGUCAAGAGAAGUUUGGUGGUCUCAGGGAUGGAUAUUAUAUUCAUGGGCAGUGUGCUAUUAUAAUGUUUGAUGUUACUGCUCGGCUGACAUACAAGAAUGUCCCUACCUGGCACCGUGAUCUUUGCCGGGUCUGUGAAAACAUCCCAAUUGUUCUUUGCGGAAACAAGGUUGAUGUGAAGAACAGACAAGUGAAGGCAAAGCAGGUUACCUUCCACAGGAAAAAGAAUUUGCAGUACUACGAGAUUUCAGCUAAGAGCAACUAUAACUUUGAGAAGCCUUUCCUGUAUCUUGCCAGGAAACUUGCAGGUGAUCCCAACUUGCACUUUGUAGAAUCUCCGGCACUGGCUCCACCAGAAGUUGAUAUUGAUAUAGCUGUCCAACAAAGGCACGAGAAUGAGAUUCUUGAGGCUGCUAAUCAACCCCUUCCUGAUGAUGAUGAUGAUGCAUUUGAAUAGGAAGGACCCUUGAGAGUGCUGGCCGAUGUGUUGCGUUUGUUCUGUUAUAUGCUGUAAUGUUAUGUGUUUUGUGGUUGAACCGUUGACAUUUUUUGAUAUAGAUUAUGGAUUUCAAUUUAACCACCAUUUGAUUGAGAUGUUUUACUUUUA